AUGGCGGCUGCCCAUCACCUUGGGCUACCGCUCCGGCUCAUCUCGCCAAGCCUCACUAGGCCGUCGUCCAUCGGCACCUCGACGAGAUCACUCCAAGCCUGCUGCCUCCGUCGCCUACCCGUCUCGGCCGUCCGGCAUAAGUCGGGUCCGUACGGCUACACCCAGGCCAAGGCCCUCGUGUACUCGAAGAAUGGAGAACCCUGCGACGUCCUGAACCUUCACACUCACUCAUUAUCCCCAUCGCUGCCGUCCUCCUCCGUCCUCGUUCGCUCCCUUGCCGCCCCCAUCAACCCGGCCGACAUCAACACGAUACAGGGCACCUACGGCUCCCGACAACCCCUGACCUCCCUGCUCGGCACCCCGGAGCCGUCGGCGGUGCCCGGGAACGAGGGUGUGUUCGAGGUCCUCGCCGUCGGCGACCCUUCCUCGAGCCUCAAAAAGGGCGACUGGGUGAUUCCUGCAGCCUCCCAGAUCGGCACCUGGAGGACUCAUGCCGUCUUCGCCGUCGACGACCUUCUCAAGGUCGACAAGGCAGGCUUGACCCCCACCCAGGUCGCCCUCGUCAGCGUCAACCCCUGCACCGCCUACCGCAUCCUGCGAUCGUACGGGCCGAGCGCCGGCAUCAAGGCCGGUCUCGGCAUGCGCCCUCUCGACCUUGGAUCUGGCCAGUGGUUCAUCCAAAACGGCGCAAACUCGGGUGUCGGCCGCGCCGCCAUCCAGUUUGGAAAGCUCUGGGGUCUUCGGAGCAUCAACGUCAUCCGCGACAGGGAUACGGCCGAGGAAACGGAUGCUCUGAGGAGAGAGCUCCUCGAGCUCGGCGCCGAUGUCGUCGUCACCGAGUCGCACUUUCUUUCUCGUGCUUGGAGGGACCAGCUCGACGAGAUCACCCGACACGGCCGCGAGACCAUCGGCCUCGGCCUCAACUGCGUCGGCGGCAAAUCAGCCACCUCGCUCGCUCGUUCCCUCGCCGACGGGGCCACCCUCGUCUCCUACGGCGGCAUGUCUAGACAGCCUCUCGUGCUUCCCCUGGGUCAGCUCAUCUUUAAAGAUAUUCGAUUCGUCGGUUUCUGGCUCUCCAGAUGGAACCAGCAAGACGUCGUCGGACGCAAGCACAUGGUGGCCGACAUCCUGAACCUCACCCGGGACGCCAAGUUUCGCGACGUGCCCGUCGAGAACGUCAGGUGGGACUGGGAUACCGAGGCGGCGACCCUGCGUGACGCCGUGCGCCGGGGCCUCGACGGAUUCAGGAAAGGAAAGGGUGUCUUUGUAUUUGGCGAUACCUGA
Molecule: messenger RNA, 1284 nt
Organism: Drechmeria coniospora
Lineage: Eukaryota; Fungi; Ascomycota; Sordariomycetes; Hypocreales; Ophiocordycipitaceae
Exons: 2
Coding region: 1-1284 (427 amino acids)
Biological process (GO): fatty acid metabolic process
Cellular component (GO): mitochondrion
Molecular function (GO): trans-2-enoyl-CoA reductase (NADPH) activity
Source: RefSeq, a predicted model, not a curated record